Populus euphratica (Euphrates poplar) is the source of this 789-nucleotide messenger RNA. RefSeq lists its product as uncharacterized. The coding region runs from base 1 to 789 and encodes 262 amino acids. The record is from RefSeq and is a predicted model, not a curated record. NCBI's taxonomy places the organism in Eukaryota, Viridiplantae, Streptophyta, Magnoliopsida, Malpighiales, Salicaceae. The transcript has 4 exons. Gene Ontology annotation, molecular function: protein binding.
AUGGGUUCAAUUCCUAUAAGGGUGACAUCUUAUAGAGCAGCCAUGAGUGGAAAUUGGAAAAGCAUGCUUGCCCAUUAUCAGGAACGUGUCCUAGAUGUGCCCUUGCCAGUUACGCUCUCUGCGGAUACUGCACUUCAUUUAGCUGUGUACAAAUCCCUUGUACCUGAGACAGAGUCCCAAGUACCUGAGACAGAGUCCCACGUACCUGAGAUUGAAAUUCUCAAGAGAAAAAACAAAUUUGGAAAUACGGCUCUUCACGAGGCAACCAUCUAUGGGAAUUACGAGGCUGCAAGGCUCUUGGUAGAACGUUGUCCAGACCUGCUUCUGAUUCGAAAUGAGUUCGGUGAAACCCCAUUGUUUACAGCCGCUGGAUUUGCUGAGGCAGAAAUAGUGGAGUUUUUAAUCAGGUCCAAACCAGAACAAUGCGUGGAUGAUAAGUGCCGCCUGUUAUCAAUUCACCACAAGAGAACGGAAGAUGACUUGUCCAUCCUUAGCGCUGCUAUCAGAGGUCAACACUUUGAAACAGCUUUAAUGUUGCUAGAACUGGAUGACACGCUCCACAAAUUGAAGGACAAAGACGGCGUAACUGCUCUUCAACUUCUAGCUCAAAUGCCAACCGCUUUUGAGAGUGGAUUUCCCAUGGGCAUAUUUGGAAGACUCAUCUACUGCUGCCUUCCUGUUAAACGUCACCACAAGGUAAAAUCACAGGAAAGAAAGAUGCCGGAGAGGAAACCAAGAGGCGGCAUACUCAAAUAUUUAAAGGUCCCUAAAGGUGUGGGACAAAAUUGA